This is a messenger RNA of Monoraphidium neglectum, 453 nucleotides long. RefSeq lists its product as hypothetical. The coding region runs from base 1 to 453 and encodes 150 amino acids. Lineage: Eukaryota; Viridiplantae; Chlorophyta; Chlorophyceae; Sphaeropleales; Selenastraceae. The transcript is spliced from 2 exons. The record is from RefSeq and is a predicted model, not a curated record.
AUGGAGAGCGACAGGUUUUCAGAUGAAGACCCCGCCCCGCCUGACGCGCCGCCGCGCGGCGCCCCCGACGCCGGCCUCGGCUCGUCGCUGUACCGCGGCCUCCAGGGCGCCAAGCGCGCCCUCGCGAGCGCGCUCUUCCACUACGCGCUCGUCGUGCCGGACAAGUCCAGGAAGGACGCCAGCCUCGCGGAUAUGGAGGACAUGCGGUCCAGGCUGUCGCCCGACGACGACGAUGACGCGUCUGAAUCGUCGGACGACGGCGGCGACUUCGACGACGCGGACGACGGCGGCGCGCCGCCCGCCAGCGGCAGCAGCGCCAGCAGCGGCGGCAGCCGGACCUUCUCACGGACGGCGAGCGGGCGGCCGCUGAGGCGGUUUGGGACGCUCAAGGAGCUGCGGGGGGACCUCGAAUUCAAAGAGGCUGUGGUUGGUGGGUGGCGGCCUGCGGUUUGA